Messenger RNA from Zasmidium cellare ATCC 36951, 1698 nucleotides. RefSeq lists its product as uncharacterized. NCBI's taxonomy places the organism in Eukaryota, Fungi, Ascomycota, Dothideomycetes, Mycosphaerellales, Mycosphaerellaceae. The record is from RefSeq and is a predicted model, not a curated record. The coding region runs from base 1 to 1698 and encodes 565 amino acids. Gene Ontology annotation, molecular function: FAD binding. The transcript has 2 exons.
AUGGCAGAAGAGACUCGGAAAGUCGACGUCCUCAUCGUUGGCGCCGGGCCUGUUGGUCUUGUCACUGCCUUCCAACUGGCCAAAUUCGGUGGCGUCUCAGUCGCCAUCAUCGACAAGAACGAGAAAGCCACAUCUCAGCAAGCAUACGGUCGAGCGAUCACCCUUUUCCCGAGAACAAGCGAGCUGCUCGAUCAACUUGGCCUCGCCGAAAGACUAGCCCAACAAUGCUUCGCCUGCCGAAAUACUGUCACGUACAACUCGAAAGGUGAAGAAGUCAAAGGUCGGGGAUGGAGCUUUAUGGAGACGUCGAUGAGUGAUACUGCUUGGGAUUUUGCAUUGGUGCUGCGACAGAAGUAUCAGGAGGAUGUCUUUCGAGAGGCACUAAGGGAGCAUGGUAUCGAAGUGGAGGCCCCUUUCAGCCUGCUUGAUGUUGUCGUUGACGAGACAGCUCCUGCACUUUGUCACAAAGUGACCGCUACUCUCAAGAAUGAAAAGACUGGACAGGACUCGAAGAUCAAGUGCAAGUUCCUUGUCGGAUGCGAUGGCGGACACUCCUCGGUUCGGCGCAUGCUGCAGAUUCCAUUCCAAGGCAGCACAAGCGCAGACAAAUGGGUUCGAAUCGAUGGUCUGGUCAAGACCAACGUGCCAAAACCAAGAACAUACUGCGCAAUAGAAUCUCCGACACACGGCAAUGUGCUCUGGGUGGGUCUGGACCGUGGAAGAACUCGGAUUGGAUAUGCCUUCACGGAAAAGCAUGCGAACUCAUACGAAGUGUUUGAUGAAGCUGCCGCCGUGAAGGAGGCCAAAGCCGCUGUGAAACCAUUCGACCUGGAGAUCGAGUGUGUCGACUGGUGGACGAUCUACUCAGUCGGCCAGCGGAUUGCAGAAAGUUUCUUCGUCAAAGACUGCGUGUUCUUGGCAGGAGAUGCUUGCCACACACAUAGCAGCGGAGCAGCCCAGGGCAUGAACACUGGCAUUCACGAUAGUGUCAACCUGGCAUGGAAGCUGAGCCUUGUACUGCGUGGAGCAGCAGACUUCGAUCUGCUCCGGACAUAUCAGGCGGAGCGACUGCCCAAUGUGCAGAGACUCAUCCAGUAUGACAAGGAUAUCAGCCGAUUGAUGACCAAUCGCUUGCCAGAGAACUGGUCCGGCGAUCCAAACACAGAUGUCAAUGCCAUACUUGGAGACAUCAUGGCUGAGGCGGCAUCUUUCAGCUCUGGUCUAGGGAUAUUCUAUGAUCUCGAAGAGAGUAACUCUCUGAAUCGGACUGGCUCGCAGAGAGGCGCGCUUUCACCGGGGCAAAGAGGACCAGACAUUGAUCUUGUGACGCCAGGUACAUUUGAGAAGACGAGACUGAUACAGCAGACACGAAACUCUGCUAUGUUCCAUGUCGUGGUGUUUGCAGGUGAUACAGCUCUGACGAAAGAAUCUGAGUUCCAUGCUGCCGCUCUCCAAUCGACAUUUUUGACCAUACUCAAUUCCACAGCACCAUCCACUUGGGAGGUAUUGGGUCAUGAUCCGCUCGGCAGAGCAUAUUUCGACGACAGCAAGCAGAAUGCGUAUCAGAGGUAUGGAAUCGAUGCAAGUUCAGGCGGAGUUGUGGUGUUGAGGCCAGAUGGGUGGAUAGGGACAGUGACGUCUUUGAGCAAGGAUGCCGUGGCGGAGCUGGUCAAGUACUUUCAAGGUAUCUUUUAUUGA